AUGAAAAAGAAGAAAAAAAAUAAACCCAACAAGAGAGAUCUUCCAGAGAAUUGUGCUUUUUACUGUGAUGUUUGUGAUCGAGGUUUCAAGACAGAAGAGAAAUUGAAAGAGCACACUGAUGGACAUGAGAAAUGUAAAGAGGAAGGCUGCUCAUAUAUUGCUGCACCAAAACUGGUGCAACUUCAUGUUCGAAAUCACCACUACACUGGUCUGGCCAAGAAGAUCUGGAGUGUUGAGAGCCAAGAAGAUAUUGCAAAAUGGAUUAUUGAAAGAAAAAAAAAUUUUCCUACAGCUGCAAAUAUUGAAAAGAAAAAAGCUUUAGAAGCAGAGAAAAAAGCUCGAGGAGAAGUGCUUAAUGAAAAACAAUUUUACCACAGACCUAAUGACCAAAGACAGAAACAUAAAGGUCAUUAUGGGCCAUGGGGGAAGAAACGAAAAUUUAAUGACUGUCUUGCUGAAGACUUAUCACCUGAGAAGAAAGCAGAGAAAGCAAAAGAUGAAGUUAAUAAUAAGCAAAUUUGUGAUAAAAGAGAGACAUGUGCGUCAACAGAAUCUUCUGAUCCACUGUCAGCCAUUUUGAAUACUGAUUUAGUAACUUUCUCCAAUAAUGCUGAUUCUAAUGAAGAGAAUAAAUCAACAUCAAAGUCUCUUUCUUUGCCUUCCAGUCUCAAAGCUCUUCAAACAAUUUACAAAUCUGAUGAAGAUGAUGUAAAUGAUGUAAAUGCUAAUGAAAAUUUGGUGCCAUCAACUGAAUAUCAGUGUAACAUGACCAUUUUGAAAGAGUGGAAGAAUUCCAGCAACCACCACCAAAGAUCUGAAAAUCAUGUGAGACUUGAGGCUCAAGAACUUGCCAAAAGACCCUGGCACAGUAAAGUCUUCAAAAGGGAUCGACCAACUUUAUUGGAAAAGCUCCUUGCCAAAGAAAUUCGUCAUGAGCGGAAUAUGAUUUUACAGUGUAUUCAUUAUAUUGUAAAGAAUAACUUCUUUGACAAACCAAAUUCUGUGUGCCCCAAUCAAUGA
Acanthosepion pharaonis is the source of this 1020-nucleotide messenger RNA. The record is from the annotation of a GenBank genome assembly. NCBI's taxonomy places the organism in Eukaryota, Metazoa, Mollusca, Cephalopoda, Sepiida, Sepiidae.